UAAAGUUCCAAAUGCCACAGCCGUUUACACAUUUAGUUUAUCGGUGUUUUUCGAAGCGUUUGUGAUAUUACUUUCAGCAUUGUUCCAGAGUUUCACCAGAUCAGUGUACAGAGCGCUCUACCUGUAGGGAAUGUUACCGGUGUGUAGGGGACUCCGUUUGGAACACGCCCUGCUGCUGUGAAAGGUGGCGAUAGAGAGACCCCGGACCAUCCCCAGCACAGACUUCACCUGGGAACAAGCGAUCCGAUGCAGCGGGAGACUGGAACCCCGAACAUACCCACCGAUGAGAUCAGGAAGAGUUUUACCCGCACACUUUGGCUCGUCCCGGGGACGUGUGUCUCUCUCUGUCUGCGUCUCGGAGCACCUGGAUCUGCGGGGAGCGCGUUGCAGUGAGGAGCUCACUGAGUACCGAGUAGGACCACCGCGGGCACCAUGAGCAGGAAGACGCGUCGAUGGAUUUUCCAUUUUUUCAUGUGCCUUGGGAUUGUCUAUUUGAAAAUUGGGGGUCUGUCGUCCGUGGUGGCACUGGGAGCGAGCAUCAUAUGUAACAAGAUCCCGGGUCUGGCCCCUCGUCAAAGGACUAUAUGCCAGAGCCGUCCCGAUGCUAUCAUCGUGAUCGGAGAAGGAGCGCAGAUGGGCAUCAAUGAGUGCCAGUUUCAGUUCAAACACGGACGAUGGAAUUGCUCGGCCCUUGGCGAAAGAACGGUGUUUGGAAAAGAACUGAAAGUGGGGAGCAAAGAGGCGGCGUUCACCUACGCCAUCAUCGCGGCGGGCGUGGCCCACGCCAUCACGGCGGCCUGCACCCAGGGCUCGCUGAGCGGCUGCGGCUGCGACCAGGACAAGCAGGGCUUCCACAGCCAGCAGCAGGAGGGCUGGAAGUGGGGUGGCUGCUCGGCCGACGUGCGCUACGGCCUGGGCUUCUCCAAGGUGUUCGUGGACGCGCGCGAGAUCAAGCAGAACGCCCGCACCCUCAUGAACCUGCACAACAACGAAGUGGGCCGCAAGGUGCUGGAGAAGGGCAUGCGUCUGGAGUGCAAGUGCCACGGUGUGUCGGGCUCCUGCACCACCAAGACCUGCUGGACCACGCUGCCCAAGUUCCGGCAGCUGGGCUUCCUGCUGAAGGACAAGUACGGCACGGCGGCGCACGUGGAGCCGGUGCGCGCCAGCCGCAACAAGCGGCCCACCUUCCUGAAGAUGAAGAAGCCGCACUCGUUCCGCAAGCCCACCGACGGCGAGCUGGUGUACAUCGAGCGCUCGCCCAACUACUGCGAGGCGGACCCGCGCACGGGCAGCGCCGGCACGCAGGGCCGCCUGUGCAACAAGACGGCGCCGCAGUCGGACAGCUGCGACCUGCUGUGCUGCGGCCGUGGCUACAACACGCACCAGUACUCGCGGGUCUGGCAGUGCAACUGCAAGUUCCUGUGGUGCUGCCACGUCAAGUGCAACACGUGCAGCGAGAGGACGCAGAUGUACACGUGCAAGUGAGGGGACACCGAGGUACGGAUCGGGGACGCCGUGGUCUUCACGGGGCCGUGGAGGUUAGGGUGGUGGUGGUGGUGUGGUUUUGCUGUGGUGGGACACACGGCCCUGG
Gadus chalcogrammus (walleye pollock) is the source of this 1591-nucleotide messenger RNA. It is a transcript of the gene wnt7aa, whose product is annotated as wingless-type MMTV integration site family, member 7Aa. Gene Ontology annotation, molecular function: frizzled binding; cytokine activity. Lineage: Eukaryota; Metazoa; Chordata; Actinopteri; Gadiformes; Gadidae. Bases 433 to 1485 code for a protein of 350 amino acids. Gene Ontology annotation, cellular component: extracellular region. The record is from RefSeq and is a predicted model, not a curated record. The transcript has 4 exons. Gene Ontology annotation, biological process: neuron differentiation; canonical Wnt signaling pathway; cell fate commitment.